Periophthalmus magnuspinnatus is the source of this 1185-nucleotide messenger RNA. Its product is annotated as protein FAM177A1. Lineage: Eukaryota; Metazoa; Chordata; Actinopteri; Gobiiformes; Gobiidae. The record is from RefSeq and is a predicted model, not a curated record. The transcript is spliced from 5 exons. The coding region runs from base 293 to 754 and encodes 153 amino acids.
UCCUGUCCUAUGUCACCACCUCAAGAGGAAGAAGUCAUUACAUUCUCCACAUUGCAACAAGACCAACCCUUUGCCUCUGAUACACCAGCUGAUUAGUUCCCUGUGAGGAGAACUUAACAGGAGCGUAGUUAGUUUACAUUGCUGUGUUUGACUUCUCCAGUUUCCGCUCAACCCUCUGCAUCCUGCUGAGAUCCACACGGUCCAGUUAACCAACAUGGGGGCCUAUCUGUACUUGUGAGUCUAUAAAAAAGUGAAAAGCAAUCCGACAAGGAACCACCAAGAACCAAGAAUCAUGCAAGAAACUCAGUUCGGAUGUGUAGAGGUGUCCCAGGAAAGGAGGGUCAUUCAUUUCACUAGUGGAGAGAUCCUGGAUUUAGACAGCGAGGAAGAGGAGGAAGAGGAGAGACCAGUAUUUAGAGACAGUGAACGCAAGGGGAGGUUUUCGUUCAAGAAUCUGGUCAUACGAGUCGGACGGCUGUCACUGCUCACUUGUGACUUCCUGGGUGACAGACUGGCCGGACUGCUCGGGCUGAAAGAUGCCAAAUACCAGUACGCCAUAGACCAGCACCAACGUCAAAAGAAGAUGCUUGGCAGUGAACGCACAGACCAAGGGACCACACCUCUGUCUCCUGAACUCAAUACAAGUCGUUAUGGAGCGACUGAGGACAAUACACAAAUGUACAGAGAAGCUCCUCACCUGGAUAAAGGACGCCUCAACAAGGGAUACCAGGCAGACGAGGCUCACCAGGGAUAGCACUGGAUUACUCACUCUUACACUCACUUACGGACUUACUUAUGGACGUUGAAUACACAUAGACUGUAGAUGUUGUUUUCUAUGUCCACAAGGGGGGUAUUAAUCACAACACAUUCAUUUCCUUUGAAAAUUAACCCAAUGUAGUGGAGAGGAGGACGAUAUGCAGACUUCACUCUUAUUAUAUAUUUAAGACUACAAAAGACAUGGUUGAAGAUUACAGCAGCUUGUAUAACUGAAACAAGUGCUUUGUUGCUGUUUUAUUUCUCAGAAAAUGUUCUGCUUUUGCCUUAAACAUUUGCAGGGUAUUGAAAGUAGACAAUUGAAUGCUAAAUCCUGAGGUAUUGGUUAAUGUUUUAUUUGAAUAAAAUUGUCACAGUUCUGCCUGUUUUCAUGUCUUUUCAGAUAUGCCAAGUUUGUAAAAAAAAUAAAAA